Messenger RNA from Syzygium oleosum, 390 nucleotides. RefSeq names its product histone H1-like. The transcript is spliced from 2 exons. The record is from RefSeq and is a predicted model, not a curated record. Bases 1 to 390 code for a protein of 129 amino acids. NCBI's taxonomy places the organism in Eukaryota, Viridiplantae, Streptophyta, Magnoliopsida, Myrtales, Myrtaceae.
AUGACCUUCUCUCUCCCAUCGUCCGGUCAGAGGGGGCCCACCCGACGCGACGCCUCCGACGUCGACGCCUUCUGCACUCUGAGAACUCGCGCUCCCUCCGACGCGACGCCUUCGUCGCCGCCUCCGACGCCGACGACGAAGGCCCACCUUAGGGACGAGGUUGGGAGGUUGGGAGAGGGCAUUUUUUCUUUUUGGUCUAAGGCGGCAGCUCGCAAGGUGAAGGUGGCUGCCGCAGCCGCCAAGCCCAAAGCAGCUGCGAAGCCGAAAGCUACGGCGGGUGUGAAGAGAAAGGCGGCCGAGAAGCCGAGGUUGACACCCGAGAAGAAAGCUGUGGAGAAGGUUGCCGCCGCGAAGCUGAGGAAGACGCCGGUGAAGAAGGCCAAGAAGUGA